Messenger RNA from Lytechinus variegatus (green sea urchin), 2053 nucleotides. Its product is annotated as glutaminase kidney isoform, mitochondrial-like. The record is from RefSeq and is a predicted model, not a curated record. Bases 175 to 1971 code for a protein of 598 amino acids. Lineage: Eukaryota; Metazoa; Echinodermata; Echinoidea; Temnopleuroida; Toxopneustidae. The transcript is spliced from 17 exons. Gene Ontology annotation, biological process: L-glutamine catabolic process. Gene Ontology annotation, molecular function: glutaminase activity; protein binding.
GAUAACGCCAUCUUCGGCGGCAUGGUAGAUAGACGAUUUGAUUUGCAAAAUUAAUACCAGAUUGCACGUUCUUUUUUACGUUCUGGUGAUUGAUUGCUGGAUCGUUUUAUACACGAUAAGGACUAAAAUCUGGACUGUAGCUGAGUCAGUAGCAAAUAAUUUUUAUCAACCAUCAUGAUGACAUCGAUGGCCACAAAAUGGCGAUGUCUGCUUUCCAUGCAACAGAAAUCCAUGACACAGAUGAAGAAAUGUUUAUCUACAUGUACAGCUGUCAAGAGUCACAAUAUGCAACUGACUGCACCGCAUCACCCAUCUAAACAUAGGCUGUUUUUUGCAAGAGGCUUCCAAACCACAAGUUUCUGUCUUAAUGAAGAGACCAACACCGGGUCAUCACAUACUCGUGCCAGUUUUCCCAGUCUUGAAGAACUUGUGUUUCACAUGUUAAGCCAAGGGGAUGGAACCAUCUCAGUCAGUACAUUCUUCGAUGCUCUUCAAAGUAAAGGCUUGACUUUGAAUGACCCAAGACUAAAGGAAUCGAUGGAUAAAUUCCGUACAAAACAUCUUCCUCAGUUUCCAGAGAGAAUAGGAGAUAAGCACCUCACUGCUGAUCAAUUCAAGGAGUGCAUACAAGACAAUAUUGUCUUAAUUGGCCGUGCCCUUCAGAACAAAUUAAUCAUCCCAGACUUUCCAGAGUUUGCUGCUACUAUUCAAGAAACAUUUUUAGAAGCAAAGAAUAAUGAAUCUGGAGAGAUUGCAGAUUACAUCCCUCAGUUGGCUCGUCAGGACCCCAAUUCCUGGGGAGUGAGUAUCUGUACCGUCGAUGGUCAGCGCUGCUCCUUUGGAGACACUACAGACCCAUUCUCUUUUCAAUCAAGCAGUAAGGCACCUGCUUAUGCCCUUGCCUCUACUCUCAUGGGAUCUGAUUUUGUCCACAGACACAUCGGAUUCGAACCCAGCGGACAGUCAUUCAAUGCCUUGUUUCUCAAUAAUAACAAUAUGCCUCAUAAUCCCAUGUUGAACUCUGGUGCCAUAGUGACUGCUGCCCUCAUCAAGCCUGAACUAACUGCAGCUGAUAGAUUUGAUUUCAUCAUGUCAAAGUUUAGAGAAGCAGCUGGGGGAGAGAUGGUUGGCUUCAGCAAUGCCACGUUUCUUUCAGAGAAGAAGACAGGAUUCAGGAACUUUGCUUUGGCCUAUCUUCUCCAGGACUACAACUGUUUCCCUGCUGGAGCUGAUCCAGUAGAUACACUUGACCUUUACUUCCAGAUCUGUUCAUUGGAAGUGAAUUGUGAGUCAGCUUCCGUCAUCGCAGCUACCCUUGCCAAUGGUGGGAUCUGUCCUCUGACUGGCAAGAAAGUGUUUGAAUCUGUUGCUGUUAGAGACACACUCAGUCUCAUGCUAUCUUGUGGAAUGUAUGAUUUCUCAGGACAGUUUGCUUUCCAGGUUGGGAUGCCAGCUAAAUCAGGUGUAUCUGGUGGAGUGAUGCUGGUAGUACCUAAUAUCAUGGGUAUAAUGAUGUGGUCUCCUCUGCUUGAUAGCUAUGGUAACAGCACCAGAGGUAUUCAGUUCUGUCAGGAUCUGGUGACACACUUUAACUUCCACAACUAUGAUAACUUGAGACAUCAUUCAGCUAAGAAGAUUGACCCUGUUACGCAAAGAACACACAGUCAGGCAACAAGGAUCAUGAAGUUAUUGUUUGGUGCUUAUAAUGGUGAUGCUAGUGCUUUGAGGCAGUACUUCCUCCAAGGUAUGGACAUGUCUGAGAGUGACUAUGAUAGUAGGACAGCUCUCCAUCUUGCAGCUGCAGAAGGUCAUCUAGAAUGUGUGGAGUUCUUACUUGAGAAGUGCAGUGUAAGUCUUGAUGUACUAGACAGAUGGGGCCACACCCCUAUAGAUGAUGCAAGACUCUUUGGACAUACCGAUGUUGUUGAGAUGCUAGAGAAUUUUAAAUCAAGAAGACAGGAACAACCAUGAGAAAUUAGGUUCAGUCAAUCAUUCUCAUGUGUAAUCAGGAAGAGCAGCUGUAUCUUAUGUAUUGAUAUGUUGGGCAAGAUAU